Messenger RNA from Drosophila busckii, 2577 nucleotides. It is a transcript of the gene Tak1, whose product is annotated as mitogen-activated protein kinase kinase kinase 7. Bases 408 to 2435 code for a protein of 675 amino acids. The record is from RefSeq and is a predicted model, not a curated record. The transcript has 9 exons. Gene Ontology annotation, biological process: positive regulation of canonical NF-kappaB signal transduction; protein phosphorylation; JNK cascade. Gene Ontology annotation, molecular function: MAP kinase kinase kinase activity; magnesium ion binding; ATP binding. NCBI's taxonomy places the organism in Eukaryota, Metazoa, Arthropoda, Insecta, Diptera, Drosophilidae.
UUAUCGAUAUGUGCGACACAAACGACUGACCAAAAACGAAAAAAUAAUAAUAUGAGAAAUAAUUUGUCGCCAAAUUAAAAUACCUGCUUGCCGUGCAUUGUUAAAACUGGCAAUAAUAUAUUAAUCGGCUUGAUGAUCCGAUGCCACGACUGAAGCCAACGCCAACAACGCUUAGAAGGAUGUGCGCAGCGCUCGCACUUGCUGCGAUUUACUGCUGGUCGAUAUAAGCAAGACGGGGCUGCCGCUGCUGCUCUAACCCAAGAGGCCCUUUGGCCCUGUGUGAACACAAUAACAAAGUUGAGGAUCUCAAGCCCAUAUGCUGGUUGAGCAAAAGCACGGAGCAGAAGCCAAGCGCAUAAAGAACAAUUGAGUGUGUCAGGAGAGGUGGAGUGGAGCAUUAACAGGCGAUGGCCGCCGCGUCACAAGAUGCGCUGCAAACCGCCUUUGUGGACUUUAAUGAAAUAGCAUUGGGAGAGAAAGUGGGCCAUGGCUCCUACGGCGUGGUAUGCAAGGCAAUGUGGCGCAAUCAGCUGGUGGCCGUCAAGGAGUUCUUUGCCAGCGCCGAGCAAAAGGACAUCGAAAAGGAGGUCAAGCAGCUGUCGCGCGUUAAGCAUGUGAACAUUAUUGCGCUCUAUGGCAUUUCAUAUCAUCAGGCUACAUAUUUGAUAAUGGAAUAUGCCGAAGGUGGCUCGCUGCAUAAUUUCUUGCACGGCAAAGUGAAGCCGGCUUAUAGUCUGGCGCAUGCCAUGAGCUGGGCACGCCAAUGUGCCGAGGGUGUUGCCUACCUGCAUGGCAUGUCGCCCAAGCCAUUGAUACAUCGCGAUCUAAAGCCGCUAAACUUGCUGCUGACCAACAAGGGCAGAAACCUGAAGAUAUGUGAUUUCGGUACAGUAGCAGACAAGUCUACAAUGAUGACCAAUAAUCGCGGCAGUGCUGCCUGGAUGGCGCCAGAGGUCUUUGAAGGCUCCAAGUACACAGAGAAAUGCGACAUCUUUAGCUGGGCCAUAGUGCUCUGGGAGGUGCUGUCGCGCAAGCAGCCAUUCAAGGAUAUAGACAAUGCCUACACUAUACAGUGGAAGAUAUACAAAGGCGAGCGACCUCCACUGCUGGACAAUUGCCCCAAGCAUAUUGAAGAGCUAAUGACUGCCUGCUGGAAAACAGCGCCAGAGGAUCGACCAUCAAUGCAGUAUAUAGUGAGCGUGAUGAAUGAGAUUAUCAAGGACUAUGUAGGCGCCGAUAAGGCGCUGGAAUAUGCUUUCGUCAAUCAACAGAUUGUAUCUAAGGAAAGCGAUGGCACUGUGGCCGCAACUUAUGAUAGUUUAAGUGUCAGCUCAAGCGACAUGAGCUUGGCAUCCACACAGCUAACGCCCACCAAUGUGCAGCAGCAGCUUGGCGGCGCAACUGCUGGCACUGCCAUAGCCAAUGCUGAGACUGGUUCAAUAACAACAACAACAAGUAACAACGAAAAUACCUCAUCAAUUGAUCGAACGCCCACAAAUUCGGGCAGUUGCCAACUUGACAAUAACGGACUGUUCCAUAUGAGCAGCAGCAAUCGCUGGGACGCCAUACCCGAGGAGGAUGCCAGCGAGUGCCAGCAUCAGAACAACGAUAGCUUCAAUCUAACAUCAUCCGCGGAGGCCUCCAAGCGUUUGGAGACAAUACGCAAUGGCAUGAUACAAAUGGCCAGCAGACCAUUGCCGCAGUUAACUUUGGAUGUUGAGGCGAAUGGCUUCGAUUUAAGUCGCAGCGAGAGCAGCAGCAGCAGCAGCACCUAUGCCAAAAGCGAUGGACGCGAGCGUUUGACAGUUACGGACACCAAGCCCGUCAUCAUUGCCGCCAGCAACACAGAUCUGGCCAAUAACAAUUGCAGCAUUAGCCAUUCGCACAGAGCCAACAACAAUGAAAGCCAAUCCAAUGGAUUGCUUAGUCAAGCGCCAGCAGCAGCAGCAGCAGCAGUGGACGCUGCUGCUGCCAACGUGGCGGAUGCGGAUGAAAACGACGGCACUGAGCAGUCGCUAGCGGAGAUUUUGGAUCCCGAGCUGCAGCCAUUGCCGCCCAUUGCCAACAAUCCAGAGUCGCAGGCCAUUUAUCGCGAUCAUCGCCACAUGGCCAAGGAAUUCCUGCGGGUCGAUACCAAUCUCUACUAUGCGCAGGACUUCAAGGAGAAGCUCAUACUCCAAAUGGAUCGCAGCGAGCGUGAACAGAAGCAGGAACGUCUGCGAAAAAUUAAAGACAAGGAGGAUUUGCAAACCUUGUACAAUGAUCUGCAGCAGCAGUGGGAGAAGCUGCCAGCGUCGCGUCAGUCGAACAAUCCGACCGCGCGUCAAGCGCCCAGCUUGAGCAGCCAGCAGAGCAGCGGCAGCGGUCAGGAGACUGCAGCGGCGGGCGGCGGUGCGGAUAAUGUGGAAAACGAUGGCUGGGUGGUUAUAGCGUAGCCGCGAGUGAAUUUGUUUAUAACCUUUAGCUGUGUACCACUCCAACUGUAACCGUAACUUUAACAUUAUAACUAUAACUGUAACUCAAACUUAAAGCUAAAAAAAAAAGAAAAAAAAAAAAACAAAAAACACUUAACUAUAA